Messenger RNA from Microthlaspi erraticum, 264 nucleotides. The record is from the annotation of a GenBank genome assembly. Lineage: Eukaryota; Viridiplantae; Streptophyta; Magnoliopsida; Brassicales; Brassicaceae.
AUGGAUCGGGGGUUUCUCCUAGCGUCGUGGCGAUGUUCUAGUUGCGUUGUCCGUCGGUCUCGUCUACAAUACUGGCUCGGAUCUUCGCUAGGUCGUUGGUUUGAGGCUCGGCUUAUCAUAAAGGAUGAUGCGAGGGUAUCGGAAACUUUCACGCAUUGGUGGAACGUCGAGAUGACAGCUUUCAUUUCAUGGAGCCAUGGGGGUGCCGAGUAUUGCGUUAUAGAUGGCCGGUUUGUCCAUGACGAUGAACUUCAAGAGCUUUGA